This is a messenger RNA of Galdieria sulphuraria, 3972 nucleotides long. RefSeq names its product phosphatidylinositide phosphatase. NCBI's taxonomy places the organism in Eukaryota, Rhodophyta, Bangiophyceae, Galdieriales, Galdieriaceae. Gene Ontology annotation, molecular function: phosphatidylinositol-4-phosphate phosphatase activity. Gene Ontology annotation, cellular component: clathrin-coated endocytic vesicle; early endosome. The transcript is spliced from 4 exons. Gene Ontology annotation, biological process: phosphatidylinositol dephosphorylation; regulation of endocytic recycling. Bases 26 to 3937 code for a protein of 1303 amino acids. The record is from RefSeq and is a predicted model, not a curated record.
UUUUAUUUCUUUGGGUUAUUUGUGAAUGACUCCCAUACGUAUUCUUUAUUAUCCUGACCGUGUGGUUAUACAAAAUAUUCGUCCGUUUGUAAACAACAAUAUAGACUUGAGUGAUAUCAAUGCCAUAAUUGAUGCCACGAAUAGACUCUCCACAACCAACUCUGUAGGACAAGACACUGAAACAUCCUCCUUUCUAGUCAUUCCUUUUGAUGGACAACCAACAGAGACAACCAAAGUGCCUUAUGGUAAACCACAAGGUGUUGAAGUAGCUGUUGGAUUCUUGGGAGUUUUACACUUAUUGAGUGGACCUUUUGCUGUAUUUGCUUUACAAGUGAAACGAGUGGGUCAACUACCAGGUGCCACUCCUAUUUAUGCCAUUGCCAAGAUUCGUUUUGCAAAGCUAUUUGUUGGUACUGAUACCAAAGCAGAUAGAGAAUUGGGUUUAUCACAAACAAAACUAUUGGAGUCUGGACACGUAUUUUUCUCAGCGGAGUGCGACUUGACUAGAAGACUUCAGAAACAAUAUGCUUCCAGUAAUAGUACAUCUUCUGAUAGCUUUUCCUUUUGGUGGAAUUAUCGUCUUUGUAAAUAUUUGGGCAAUGCUCAUAUGCCUUGGUGUCUUAAGACUAUUUAUGGUUUUGUAGAAACAACAGAAUUGCAAUUGAUAUGUCAUGAACAUACAAAUAAUGCUUUAGAAGAUUGGAAGGGAAAUCAGUCCGAAACUUUUAUGCUGACAUUGAUAAGUCGUCGAAGUAGAAAGAGAGCUGGUUUACGAUAUAUCACUCGUGGAAUUGACCGAAGAGGAGAUGUUGCCAAUUUUGUUGAAACAGAACAGAUUAUUUGGAAAUCCUCUUCUCAUAGAAAGAAUGAUUCCUUUUCAUCUUUUGUGAUUAUUCGUGGCUCUGUUCCCGUUUUUUGGAGACAAAAUAAGGGCUCUGUAAAACCUCCUCCAGAAUUGGAUGCACCACUGGACUUGUGUCGACAAAGUUUUCGAAAACAUUUUCAAAACCUCAUUCGUUCCUAUGGCUCUUUGGUGGCACUUUCUUUGGUCGAUCAAACUGGCUCAGAAGCAAUAUUAGCUGCCACUUAUUCGAGACAUUUUGAGUUGGAUAUGGAUGAAUUAUGUUCUCAAUUAGCUUCGGAUAGUAUAUCACCUUUCUAUCGUCCACAACUCGUUUCUUUUGACUUUCAUGCUCAUUGUUCUGGAACAGAUUGGGAACAAGGUAUGCAAACUUUACUUCAACAAGUAAAGAGUUUUGCUAGUAGACAGAAAUUCUUUGUAUUGCAUUGUCAAGAUGAGAGUAAUUGUACAGUUCGUAGUCUACAAGAUGGAGUAUUUCGAGUCAACUGUGUGGACUGUUUGGACAGAACCAACGUAGCUCAAAGCGCUAUUGCUCGACAUUUAUUGGUACCUCAAGCCAAGUCAGUCUAUAUUGCUGGUAUGCAAUGGAACAAGACGAAAUCUAAUAGCCUAGUUGGUCCAUCACGAUUAGAAACAACGAGUGAAUCUCAAUUCAAUAAGAUAUGGUCCAAUAAUGCCGAUAUACUAUCCAAACAAUAUGCGGGAACUGGAGCUUUGAAGACCGAUUAUACACGUUCUGGAAAGCGCUCAACCAAAGGACUUUUUAAAGAUGGAGUCAAUUCAGUCAUGAGAAUGUAUUAUAAGAAUUUUGUGGAUGAAGAACGACAAGAUGCUAUGGACUUGUGGUUAGGAGUUGCAGUAAUCAAUUCUAUAUUUUCUCGUACUUUAUUAUGGAGCAGAUAUAAUAAUGUUCAACGUUUGUCUCCAGGAGGAGAUAAACAAUAUGUUAUGGUUGAGUUGAGAGAACAAGGAAUGGUACUUACAUCUCCUGAAGGUAUUCAUUAUGAAUAUCCUAGAAAGAGUUUUCUCCAAUGGAGUAAGCGUUUAUCAACUUCAGGCAAGGCAAGGCUACGAUUGUGGUUUGAUGAGUCUGUUUGUCCCGAAUCUCUCACUAUAGCUAAUCCUUUGGACUUGCAUUUUCACAAGGGAGGUCCAGCAGCUAGAGAACGUUUCUUAAGAGCUCUAGUAAGUUGGUCGGAUUUAUCCAUUCCAGGAUAUGGUCAACGCAUAAGAGUCCGAAUAUUUUCCACUAGUAAUGAAGCACCAUCCAGUUUUAGUGAAUGGGGAAUUCCUUCAUAUGAAGAGCAUAUUCAUCCAAAUUAUUCAAACGAUAUUGAAAUACUUUGUCUCAUCGUUCCUUCACCUGGUCCGAAUAGUCGUAAAUAUGGUCUGGCAGCUGUUCCUUUAGAUAUGGAUACUUUUGGUUAUCAUUUAGUUAGUGCUAUUGCUGCAGAUCGAAUAUGGGGACCAUCCAUGGCUGUCUUUGUAAAAGGCAAUAUUUCAAAAGGUUUGAUUAUGGAAGUGAAUGAACAUGCCUAUCGUUCCAGUAUGAUGAGUAAAGCCACUCAUGUUAUGAAUUCUGAUAUCAACAACAACAACAACAUUCGUUUGGAUAGAACAAAUAGUCACAAUGGAGGAGUUGCCAUAGGUUUGGAAGUUUCUGGAGUUGCAUUAUGUUUUGUAGGUGUUCAUGUACAGGGUCCACGUGAAUUAUUUGAUGUCUUAACCCAUUUAAGAGUAGGAAGACCGGACUUUGAUAUCACCAAUCAGUUUCCCUAUUUUUAUUUAAGUGGCAUGAUUCAUGGAGACCUUCAUUGGUCAAGGAAGAAUGCGAAAGGCGAUCCUAUAUGGGCUAAAAUGGCUGAUGGCUCUCAAGUAAUGACAUUUGAAAGUGGAACAUCUUUGAUGAGAAAUUCUUUUCCUAAUUGGGAGUAUCUUGAGAACUUACAAACUCAUGAAAGAAUUCCCUUUCAUAAUGCAACCAGCAGCUCUUCUCCCCAUUCACUUAUACAACCACUUAUUGAUGAAUAUAUACCUGGUAGACCAUUACCUCAAUUGACCAAAGAUAUAUAUAUUUGUGAUGUUUGGAUUUCUCAUUUAGCUGCAAACCAUCUUCGUCUACCUCCAGGUACAGACCCUGGUCUUCCAUUGAGUUUCUAUUUGUCAUUUGAAAAUGAUUGGGUCGAAGAUGGAGUUACAACCAAAAUAGUUCAACGUGGUAAUCAACCUUAUUGGUCGGAAGCUGUAUUGGUUCGAAUGCUAUUGACACAAGAUGUGGCAGACCUUUGUGAUCAAUAUUUAUUAGGUCGAGUUAUGAUUGAGACGCCUUUUGUGGAAGAUAUAGCAGCAGGAUAUUUUAUUUUACCACUUUAUGCAACAGGAAACUUUGAUAUUCCGAUUCGAUUGGGUGGAGUUUAUGCUGGAUGUUUAUCUGGUUUGUUACAAAUACAAAAGAUGCCAAUGACUGAAACGAUGUUAUGGGAUGAGAAGAAUGAUUCUAAUAUUCAGUCUUCUUCUCAACACGACGUUGUUGUUGGAAAGGAGUUUGGACACUUUCAUAGGCAACCCUCAACUCCUCCUUCUAGUCAUCAUUCUCCACAUAUCAAACGAACCAAUAAGAAAAAAGUUCGUAAAUGGGUCGGUAAAGUAACCAAUAUAUUUCGAAAUCGACAUCGAAGUGGUUCAGAUGCAUUUGAUACUCCACAAGACCAUUUCACAAGUCAUGAUGAAUGGACUUCUUCCAUGAACCACAACACAGAUGAUGACUUGAUUGCUACAUCUCGUGGAAUAUCUGAAGAAUAUGGGGAGGAGGAGGAUGACCCAAAUAGACCAUCAUCCUCAUCAUCUUCUUCUGAUAGAGAAGAACAAGUAUCGGAUCAUACAAACAAACAACAACAACAACAAGAUUGGUUUGAUUCUUCAGCCCUCAUUGAAUUGGAUUAUGAGCCGACUGAAUCCAACACCAGAACGAAAAGUGUACAAAGAAGCUUUGAUGAUUUGUUGAUAAGCGAACCUGUAGAGACUAACAAGUCUUCCAAAGGCAAACCAAGUGUAGAUGAUUUGUUAAAUUGUUGAUAUCCAUCAACAACUCGUGAAUAUCCUCUUUUGUG